Corythoichthys intestinalis (scribbled pipefish) is the source of this 3888-nucleotide messenger RNA. RefSeq names its product carnitine palmitoyltransferase 1Ab (liver) (gene cpt1ab). Lineage: Eukaryota; Metazoa; Chordata; Actinopteri; Syngnathiformes; Syngnathidae. Gene Ontology annotation, molecular function: carnitine O-palmitoyltransferase activity. The coding region runs from base 209 to 2530 and encodes 773 amino acids. Gene Ontology annotation, biological process: carnitine metabolic process; fatty acid metabolic process. The transcript has 18 exons. The record is from RefSeq and is a predicted model, not a curated record. Gene Ontology annotation, cellular component: mitochondrion.
GCGCUGUUUCGCUCGGGACGAAGGUGACGUCGUAAAAGCAGCGGCUCUCCUCUCACUGAUUCGCGUCAACGUCGGCGCGACUGGCGGGCGGGCGGCGGUCAGGUCCGGUCCACGCACUCACCGCGGCCGAACGGUGUCAUCCCUACGUGCGCGGACCAAAGUCUGAGAGUCGCGGCGAGGUUCGGAGAGCGCUUUCCCCGUCGCCGUCAUGGCAGAAGCUCACCAGGCCGUGGCCUUCCAGUUCACCGUCACCCCCGACGGCAUCGACCUGCAGCUGUGCCACGAGGCCCUGCGUCAAAUCUACCUCUCCGGUCUUCACUCGUGGAAGAAGAGAUUUGUUCGCUUCAAGAAUGGAGUGAUGACUGGCGUGUACCCGGGCAGCCCCGCCGGCUUCAUGGUGGUGGUGGUGUCCUACAUGUCCUACAAUAAGUACAAACAUCUGGAUCCGUCUCUCGGCUUGUUGGCCAAACUGGGACAGCACGUGCCUAUAAGUAAGUACAUGUCCACCGACAGCCAGAAGAUUGUGGGCGGCGUCCUGGUAGGCACGGGUCUUUGGGUGACCAUCAUCAUGAUCAUGAGGAACGUCCUCAAGUGCCUGCUGUCGUGGCACGGCUGGAUGUACGCCCGCCACGGCUCCGUGUCCUGGUCCACCCGAUUGUGGAUGUUGCUGGUGAAGAUUUUCUCCGGCAGGAAACCCAUGCUUUACAGUUUCCAGAACUCCCUGCCGCGGCUGCCCGUCCCGCCCGUCAAGGACACCUGCAGAAGGUACCUGGAGUCGGUGCGGCCGCUCAUGGACGACGAGAAGUUCGAACGCAUGAGGGGACUGGCCAAGGACUUUGAGAGCAAUCUGGGUCCCAGACUACAGUGGUACCUCAAACUCAAGUCGUGGUGGGCCUCCAACUAUGUCAGCGACUGGUGGGAAGAGUACAUUUACCUUCGAGGUCGAGGGCCCAUCAUGGUCAACAGCAACUAUUACGCCAUGGACUUCCUUUACGUCUUCCCCACCUCCAUUCAGGCCGCCAGAGCAGGUAAUGCCAUUCACGCCAUCAUGCUCUACAGGAGGAAGUUGGACCGAGCUCAGAUCAAACCAAUUUACUUGCUGGCAAACAAGGUUCCCCUGUGUUCGGCGCAGUGGGAGCGGAUGUUUAACACUACCCGCGUCCCCGGUUUGGAGACAGAUGUCCUUCAACACAGCAACGAGAGCAAGCACAUCGCCGUGUACCACAAGGGCCGCUUCUUCAAGGUUUGGAUGUUCUACGACGGGCGACUCCUGCGGCCGCGGGAGAUCCAGCAGCAGAUGGAGAGGAUCCUGGCCGACGGCUCGGAGGCGGCGCCGGGCGAGGAGAGGCUGGCGGCGCUCACCGCCGGCGACCGCGGCCCCUGGGCCCGCUGCCGCCGCGACCGCUUCGCCCGCGGCAAGAACAAGCAGUCCCUGGACGCCGUGGAGAAGGCCGCCUUCUUCGUCACCCUGGACGAGACGGAGCAGCGCUUCCGGGAGAGCGACCCCGUCGGCUCGCUGGACAGUUACGCCAAGUCGCUGCUCCACGGGAAGUGCUACGACAGGUGGUUCGAUAAAAGCUUCAACCUGAUCGUUUUCAAAAACGGCACCAUGGGGCUCAACGCCGAACACUCCUGGGCCGACGCGCCCAUUGUCGGUCAUCUCUGGGAGCACGUGCUUUCCAUGGACCCGUUCAAGCUGGGCUACACGGAAGAAGGCAACUGCUGCGGGGAGCCCCAUCCCAACCUGCCCGCUCCCCUCAGACUACAGUGGGACAUUGACCUGGAGUGCCAAGAGGAGAUCGAGCGCUCGCUGACGGCGGCCAGGACGUUGGCCGACGACGUGGACAGCCACAUUUUCCCCUUCGGCGACUUCGGCAAGGGUCUCAUCAAGAAGUGCCGCACCAGUCCGGACGCCUUCAUCCAGAUCGCCUUGCAGUUGGCUCAUUACAGGGACAAAGGCAAGUUCUGCCUGACUUACGAAGCCUCCAUGACCCGUCUGUUCCGCGAGGGCCGAACGGAGACGGUUCGCUCCUGCACGGCCGAGACCUGCGCCUUUGUCCGUUCCGUGAUGGAGGAGCGGACGAGAGAAGAACGUCUGGCGUUGCUGAAGGUGGCGGCGGAGAAACACCAAAACAUGUACCGCCUGGCCAUGACGGGCAUGGGCAUCGAUCGCCACCUCUUCUGUCUUUACGUGGUUUCCAAAUACUUGGGCGAAGACUCGCCCUUCCUCAAGGAGGUGCUGUCGGAGCCGUGGAGACUGUCCACCAGUCAGACGCCGCUGCAGCAGGUGGAGCUCUUCGACCUGGUCAGACACCCCGAAUACGUCUCGUCCGGCGGCGGUUUUGGACCUGUGGCUGACGACGGUUACGGUGUGUCCUACAUUAUCGUGGGAGAAAACCUGAUCAACUUCCACAUCUCCAGCAAACACUCCAGCCCGGAAACCGACUCGCACCGCUUCGGAGGCAACAUCCGACGGGCCAUGUUGGACAUGCUGGACCUCUUCCAGCUUGAGACGAAAGCUUCCCAGUGAAGAAUUCCAAGCCGUAUAUGUCCGCUUUACGUUGACGGAUGUAACGGUACAAAAAGGGGAUUCUCGGAACGCGUGUACAAACCUCGCUUUGCUUUGAUUAGAUUUGCGGCCGGAAAAUUUGCUCUGCCGGCACCGGCCGGCGGUGUCCGUAAUUAGACUGUACGCACCGGUGCCUUUGCGAUGAGGCGCUCUUAAAAGGCCUCGCCAACGUUCAGCAUUUCAAGCUCCGACGGGGUAAUCGUCAGCCGCCGUUGACGUUCGACCCAAUUAAAGCGGGACGGACGGCCAAAUGUCGAUUCGUUAGCUGACCUCCGUCAACUUGGCCCGCCGUCAGACCAAAAUUUAUAUAAAAGCGAUGUUGCGUUGUAAAGUUUCUUUUCUGCCGCUUUUGUUUUGGACAUCAGUCUUUCAUAUGUCGAUCUGAGGUCCACCUUCCACCCCCCAUUUUGAUUCAGAAUGCCUAUUGUGUUGUGCUGUCAAAAUUUUGGCUCGCGGUGCAACGGUUUUGCUGUUCAUUUGUAGCAAUGAUGUCACAGAACUGGAACAGUGCUGUUUGUGCUGCUAUCUUUUUACUGAGCUUGAGCUAUUCAUUUCGAGUGAUGACGUCACUCGCAGUCCCCCCCCCAUUUACUGCAAAAUGGGCCCGGGCUAGCGGUCGGGACUACCCUCUGUUUGUGAGAGUUGGUACGCUCCGUUAACCGCAACAGGGGGGCUGCGACUGACUCCAUCACUUAAAAUGAAUAUAUCUAUAAAAUGGUAGCACUACAAACAAAAAUGUUGACAGCGCAAGCAACGGACACCAUUUUGAAUCAAAAUGGGAGGAUGCUUGAUCUCUGAUUUACCCAUAAAAGAAUUUCAAAUAUAUCCAAAACGAUAACGGCGCUUUUUACAGCACAAAUGGUUGACAUCGUUUUUCUAUAAAUAUACGUCCGAUGGUGGGGGGCAACUUCUUUUGCUACCCUCCCGCUUCAAGUGGAUCGGAGCAUUACUACUUGUUCAAACUCACAGCAUAAGGAUGACAGGACGAUGGGACUUUUCUGAAUGAUUCCAUCAAGUCGGCGACAAAUGUUUGUUUUCAUCCUCAGGUUUUGUGCUCGGACGGACGUUCGGCCGGGUGGCGCUAGUUGAGAUGCAGUAGUGGUUGCGCACUCCGUUUUCUUUUUGAAUGUGCCCGAGAAGACGCCACGACGGAGCGCGUUUGAUGUCGUCGCUACAUUUUAUUUAUUUGUUCAAGCGCUCGGGUCCGUCUCUCGACAACGUACGAACCUCGGCCGCUUGCUCUUUCAAGAUGUACGCUGUACGAAUACGCUCGCCGGAAGAUGACGAGCGCCUUCCGACAAUAAAAUCAAUGUCAGACA